AUGCCUGAGUUUCAACAUGCUGCAGACGACAAAAAAUGUCUAUACCGCUACGAAUCCGGGGUUAUCCAGCUGAACGUGGAACGCCUAGGGCAGAACUCCAGCAGCAAAGCGCCCUGGGCUGUUUUAACCACCGAAUCGACCGACAGUGGAGAAAAUGCUCAACAACACCCAACACUUAUUAGGAGUCAAAUUACCUGUGCUUUACACCCUACGCUGUCCGGAAAUGACGGGCUCCCGUGGACGUUGAAUCGAUUACGAAUGGAGUAUACUAAAGGCGCGGAGAUUGUAUCUCCCGAAAGCCAAUUUUGCAUCAGCUCUGCUAUAAUCUUCUGCAAUCUUCCACACCUUUAUCCAACUGCCAGGGGCAGCAGCUCCGCAGAACUCGAGGAUAUCAUGCUUGUGCUGUGGGCCGAUCCAAAUAUAAGCUUUUUUAAGCGCGACGCAGAGCAAGAACGCGAUGCUAUGGUGGCUCAGCUUGAGAAAGUGCUUUACCGGGCGGACGAGCUCUAUCGCACUCUUGCGCAACAGGGGUGUGAGUUUUCGAUCUUUCCAUCUCCAAGACCGUUCGAGUUGUGUCUGGCCCGAGCUAAGGAGACUGGUGGGGUAUUUGAAGAGGGUGACUGGGAUCGAAACCGGGGUGCUGAGUCCCGUGUCUGGCGCAGUGUUGAGCCAAAUACAUUGAAGAAUGAGUCAUCAAGCAGCACAUGCAUGGAUGGGAAACCAGGCUAUUGGAUUCGAACAAGCUUUUUCGAUUGGUUUGAAAGGAAGGAUAUGCAGUUUGUUUGA
This is a messenger RNA of Aspergillus lentulus, 786 nucleotides long. The record is from RefSeq and is a predicted model, not a curated record. Lineage: Eukaryota; Fungi; Ascomycota; Eurotiomycetes; Eurotiales; Aspergillaceae.